Setaria italica (foxtail millet) is the source of this 745-nucleotide messenger RNA. Its product is annotated as small nuclear ribonucleoprotein Sm D2. The coding region runs from base 170 to 487 and encodes 105 amino acids. Gene Ontology annotation, biological process: RNA splicing; spliceosomal snRNP assembly. The record is from RefSeq and is a predicted model, not a curated record. Lineage: Eukaryota; Viridiplantae; Streptophyta; Magnoliopsida; Poales; Poaceae. Gene Ontology annotation, molecular function: RNA binding. The transcript is spliced from 5 exons. Gene Ontology annotation, cellular component: U1 snRNP; catalytic step 2 spliceosome; U2 snRNP.
GCUGGGGUCGGCACAGGCACAACGCACCCGCGCCGCCGCUCAAAACGCAGCCGAGGGGGGAAAGGGAAGCACGCCCAAAAAUUUCCCAGGUUUUCGCCUCUCGCGGCGCACCAGCAAACACCCGGAGCGGCUCGCCGUCGGCGCGGAGGAGGAGGGCGGAGGAUACGCGAUGGCGGAAGAGAAUCAGGCUGGAAAGAAAGAGGAGGAGGAAUUUAGCACAGGUCCUCUGUCUGUCCUAAUGAUGAGUGUUAAGAACAACACCCAGGUGCUCAUCAACUGCCGCAACAACAAGAAGCUCCUUGGUCGUGUUCGUGCUUUUGAUCGCCACUGUAACAUGGUGCUUGAGAACGUGCGGGAGAUGUGGACCGAGGUCCCCAAGACUGGCAAGGGCAAGAAGAAGGCUCUGCCUGUGAACAAGGACAGGUUCAUCAGCAAGAUGUUCCUCAGGGGUGACUCGGUCAUCAUCGUGCUGAGAAACCCGAAGUGAGCGUCCAACAAGUCACAUUGCAGCUGUUCCCUCGAUCUGGGAUCUGGGGAAGCCAUGUAUCUGUUGAAGACUGAACUGUAGCUUAUCUGCCUUUGUAUGUUUUGGAGGAUUAACUGGUAGUCCGGAACCGCUGCUCAUGUGGCAUGGUGAUGGCGCAUGAGCACACGUUUCAUGAGUUUGUUAACUGGAGUAUGUACCUAGCAACUGCAGUGUUUGGAUCACGGAAUGUUAUGCCUGCGUUUCUGGUUAUACGGGUCU